This is a messenger RNA of Protopolystoma xenopodis, 432 nucleotides long. Lineage: Eukaryota; Metazoa; Platyhelminthes; Monogenea; Polystomatidea; Polystomatidae. The record is from the annotation of a GenBank genome assembly.
UGGGCCAUGGACCUUGGCCUGGGCUCCUGCUUACUCCGUCACCCUGAAAUGGCAGCCGAUCUCAUCUCUUCCGCUCGUCAGAUAGCUCCUCGAUGGAUAUCAUCUGCCUUUGAUCAUACAUCAGCUCGCUAUCUCUUUGGAUCUAAUGGGGACACUUGUGCCACUGAACCGACCGAUUUAUUCGAGUCGCAUAAAGCCGGUCCCGACUCCAGUAUCUUGCCAUUCCGCAGGUGCACGAAUUUAGGCCUGGCCGAGGAUACAGGACUUCCUAAUAAAAGUAUACAAUGCGGGAGUAGAGCACGCCUGAUAAAACAUGUAAUUGAGAAGGAAACUCGUCCGUUUUCAAUUAGCGCUAAGAUCAGGUUCGGUACUGGCCUGGGUCCAAGAGCCUGUGGCGGCUCUUCCGAACAAGUUGGUCCAGAGAAGUUAUAA